AUCUUCCUGAUCGACUUUUGAUCACCGAGUAUCCUUUUGAGUUCAAUCCAAAAAAAAUUCCUGCCGGGUACUUUUGUGGAUUACUUAUUCCAUGUUUGCCUCUCUGUACGAUAGGGCGCUGGUGACACCGCGGUUGAUCAGACGCAUGUCGUACCUGUCACGAACUCUUUUGCAGUGAUUGCGUCCAGAAUACAUCCCGAUGUACCGCAAUUGGGCGGUGAUUGACUCACGACAUGGUCCAUACAGCAUGACAUCUUUGUUGUGAGUAGGCAUUCUCUGGCUUACUUUGCGAUCUCACAGAACCAUAUCCUUCAGCUGCGUCCACGAUGGACAUCAUGUCCUUCGCAUACCCUGCUCUCGCACUGGGUGCCUCUGUACUUUUAUGGUAUCUACUGAAGGAGUUCAACAUAGCUGGAGGUCACGCAGCCUUACCUCCUGGUCCUCCGCGUCGACUAGUUAUUGGCAACCUCUUGGACAUUCCCGAGACUUCACUAUGGAAGACACUCACGAAUAUGGCGCAGAGUUAUGGUGAUGUGUUAUCCCUCAAAGUAUUUUCGCAACCAAUUGUCGUGUUAUCGUCACUCCAAGCUGCGACCGAUCUUUUUGACAAGCGCGCAGCGAUCUACUCAGAUAGGUACACUUCGGUUAUGAUGCACGAACUGUGCAAUGCCGGCUGGAUCCCUACGUUCAUGAACUAUGGAGACCGUUGGCGCAAUACCCGUAAGAUCUAUCACCAGUACUUCGGGCCACACGCAUUGCACAACUACAAAAGCGUGCAAGAUGAAAAACUUCGCUCAUUUCUGCGACGACUCCGAGAUGAACCUGAGCAUUUCAAUGAUCAUAUUCUGUAUGUUUUUGGAGCGACUAUCAUGAAAAUGAUGUAUGGCAUUGAGGUCCAGGACUCGCGUCAUGAAGAAGUUGUCACCGCUGAGCAAGCUAUGUCCAAGUUUGCGGAAGCCGGUCAGCCGGGACGAUGGCUUGUAGACAUGUUCUCUCCUCUUAAAUACGUCCCGGAAUGGUUCCCAGGAGCGCAAUUCAAGAAAUUGGCCUCACUUUGUAUUUCACUCUCAGAGCGGACGCGCAACAAUGCAUUUAACAAAGCAAAACAGGCCUACGAGUCUGGCCAUCCCCUUCCUUGCAUAGUAACCGAUAUAUUGGAAAAGCUACCUGAUACGGCUGAAGGGCGUGAACUUGAACAAUGCGCGCGUGAUAGUUUAGGGUCUGCAUUUGCAGCGGGGUCGGACACAACGGUGGCAUAUGUGAAAUGGUUCUUCUUGGCCAUGCUGAUGCAUCCAGAAGCGCAAAAGAAAGCCCAACAAGAGCUUGACCGUGUUGUCGGGCCAGACCGUCUACCUGACGUUGAUGAUCGAGCCUCAUUACCGUAUACGGAGGCUGUCAUUAAGGAAGUGCUUCGAUGGCAACCCGUUGCGCCGCUUGCUUUUACUCACUGUACAGCAGCUGAUGACGAGUAUAGAGGAUAUCACAUCCCCAAAGGAACUAUCGUUAUUGGGAAUGCAUGGUCAAUCCUGCAUGACACAUCGGCGUAUCCUGAUCCGGAGUCCUUCAUGCCGGAGCGAUUUCUGAAUCCAGAUGGCUCGCUGAAUGCGAACAUAAGAGACCCACAAGUCGCUUGCUUCGGGUUCGGGCGAAGGACAUGCCCAGGCCGAUACCUUGCCAUGAACUCGUUGUAUCAGGUUAUCGCCUCUGUACUGCACACCUUCAAUAUCAGCCCGUCUUUGAAUGAUGUCGGCCGAAAUGUAAUCCCUUCGGAGGUGGAGGGUCUCAUAUUGUAUGUGAUCUUGGUUCAUGAUUUUUCUCUCAUUGUUUCACGAACGUUGGUUAUCCCAGCCGUCCCCUGCAUUAUGAUUGCUCCAUCAAACCUCGUUCAACUGCUGCGGAAGUGCUUAUCGCUGCGUCAGACGACUUAUAGUGCUCCAUUGUGUUAAUACGGAGCCUGGACAUACCGGUAGAAGAUGUAAACUUUAAUCCUCUAUCGGAAUCUAUUUAUCACUGACUGUACAGUCUGUAAAUCCUCACGUCAAUUUGAUGAAAAGGAGAUCAUAUUUGACCUGAGGAUGAUCCAUAAAAAUUUAUCGCCUCCAAAAAUCGCUAAGCACAAAACUGCUUACAGUAACUUCCGCGACUUCCGAUGUCACAGUUCGUGAUAGGAACACUCGUUCCUAUCAGGCUCAUCUCACUCAGGUGGCGGCAGGACAAGUACUUUGGCGCAUUCAAACCUUUUUCGUACUUAUCUAAUAGCAUUCUCAUCACCAGAAGACACCGACACACUCCAGAUGAAAAUAAGCAUCAGUGCCCCAAGUACACCUGGAUUUCACUGAUGCAUUCAUGUGUGUUCCGUUGACAGUCAUUUGCAACCAUUUUUUGUUUCAGACCUGGCAGUCCGAUAAAUGUCAUCGAUUCAUCAUUUUAGAACGUACUCCAUUUUAUGUGCGUGGCUAAAUUGUGGU
This is a messenger RNA of Somion occarium, 2468 nucleotides long. The record is from the annotation of a GenBank genome assembly. Lineage: Eukaryota; Fungi; Basidiomycota; Agaricomycetes; Polyporales; Cerrenaceae.